CGAUCUGUCAAACGGUGAAAACGCGAGUCGUCGGUCGGUCACAAUCAUCGCGAAACGGAGCUAGCUUCCCCAGUGCUUGAUCGAAUUUAGCCCGCAGUAAUUCCGGAUUGAACAGUGUAAAAACCUGCAAAAAAUGUCCACCGUAGCGAGUGCACUUUCCCUGGCGGGAACCCGGACAUCCGGAGCCCCGGUUCGCACACAAAAUGUGAUGGCUGCUUCCUCAAUCGCCAACAUUGUCAAAUCGUCCCUGGGACCAGUCGGACUCGACAAGAUGCUGGUCGACGACAUCGGAGAUGUGACAGUCACAAACGAUGGUGCCACCAUUCUGCGGAUGUUGGAAGUGGAACACCCGGCUGCCAAAGUCCUGUGUGAGCUGGCUCAGUUGCAGGACGAAGAGGUUGGCGAUGGUACCACAUCCGUUGUGAUCAUUGCGGCCGAACUACUGAAGAACGCCGACGAACUGGUCAAGCAAAAAAUCCACCCGACGUCGAUCAUUGCCGGGUACCGCCUGGCCUGCAAGGAAGCCUGCAAGUACAUUUCGGAGCAUCUGACUGCACCGGUGGAUGAAUUGGGUCGCGAAACGCUGGUCAACGUUGCGAAGACGUCGAUGAGCUCGAAAAUUAUCGGAGCUGAUGCGGAUUUCUUCUCGGCCAUGGUGGUGGAUGCAGCGCAGGCCGUCAAAAUUAUCGACCCGAAAGGAAAUCCCAUGUACCCGAUUAAGGCGGUCAAUGUGCUGAAGGCGCAUGGAAAAUCGGCCCGUGAGAGUGUUCUCGUGCAAGGGUAUGCUCUGAAUUGCACGAUCGCCUCCCAGCAGAUGCCGAAGAAGAUUAGCAACGCAAAGAUUGCCUGUCUGGACUUUUCUCUGCAGAAGACAAAGAUGAAGAUGGGAGUGCAGGUGUUGAUCACCGAUCCCGAGAAGCUGGAGGGCAUCCGCUCGCGUGAACUGGACAUCACCAAGGAAAAGAUCGAGAAGAUCCUGGCUACGGGUGUGAAUGUCGUCUUGUGUAGCGGAGGAAUCGACGAUCUCUGCCUUAAGUAUUUCGUUGAGGCUGGAGCCAUGGCCGUACGACGGGUGAAGAAAUCGGACUUGAAGCGUAUAGCUAAGGCCACCGGUGCAGCGUUCCUGACCUCGCUUACUAACAUGGAUGGGGAAGAGAGCUUCGAAGCAAGCUACGUCGGCGAAGCAGCCGAAGUUGUGCAGGAGUUCAUCUGUGACGAUGAGCUGAUCAUGAUUCGUGGCCCUAAGGCCCGCACGGCCGCUUCGAUCAUUCUGCGAGGUCCGAACGAUUUCUACUGCGACGAAAUGGAACGUUCGAUUCAUGAUGCACUGUGUGUGGCGAAGCGAGUGUUGGAAGGAAAGAAAGUCGUAGCCGGCGGCGGUUGCGUUGAGGCAGCGCUAUCCAUCUAUUUGGAGAACUUUGCUACCUCAUUGAGUUCUCGGGAACAGCUGGCGAUUGCCGAAUUUGCCAAGUCCCUUUUGGUUAUUCCAAAAACGUUGGCCGUGAAUGCCGCCAAGGAUGCCACUGAUCUGGUGGCCAAGCUCCGUGCCUAUCACAAUUCCAGUCAGACCAAGGUCGACCACGCCCACCUGAAGUGGUGCGGUCUGGAUCUUGUCGAGGGAGUGGUCAAGGACAACAAGAAGGCUGGAGUGCUGGAACCGGCCAUGUCGAAAAUCAAAUCCCUCAAGUUUGCAACGGAAGCCGCAAUCACCAUCCUGCGUAUCGAUGAUAUGAUCAAGCUGAACCCGGAGGAGAAACAAGGCAAGAGCUACGGAGAUGCGUGUGCCGCUGGAGAGUUGGACGGUUAAGAACAUCUCAUCGUCUUUUUAGUACUCAACUCGUUUUUAAGUAAGUUUUUUGCACGUUUUCCCUUAUCAAUUGCUUUUUGCUUACGGAAUGCAGCCUAUUGGCAGCAUUGUUCCUCCAUUUAAAAGCACACAAAAUGCAACCGUUUGCUUUUCUCUACUAAAGAAAACGCGGGAUAGGGUGAGUGAUAGUAGAAAGAAAGCAUCUCCUUGUCAAGCUACAAGCGGUCUCAUUUAUUUCAUUUGUCUACUUACCGGAUCAUAACAACAGUAAGCACCCACACGUAAUAUAAUUGAUGCCUACUAAUGGUGAUAACACUAAA
Messenger RNA from Aedes albopictus (Asian tiger mosquito), 2127 nucleotides. It is a transcript of the gene CCT1, whose product is annotated as T-complex protein 1 subunit alpha. Gene Ontology annotation, biological process: protein folding. Gene Ontology annotation, molecular function: ATP-dependent protein folding chaperone; ATP hydrolysis activity; ATP binding. Lineage: Eukaryota; Metazoa; Arthropoda; Insecta; Diptera; Culicidae. Bases 134 to 1807 code for a protein of 557 amino acids. The transcript has 3 exons. Gene Ontology annotation, cellular component: chaperonin-containing T-complex. The record is from RefSeq and is a predicted model, not a curated record.